UUUUUUUCAUUUACACUCCCCCCCCCCUCUAGCAGACAUAAAACUAUCCGCUGUUGCUCUUAUGGUCGAUGUGGGGGCAUUUUCUCAACCUGAGAAUUGCCAGGGAUUGGCUCACUUUUUGGAGCAUAUGAUAUUUAUGGGUUCGAAAAAAUAUCCCAAAGAAAAUUCCUUUGAUACACACAUAAACAAAUAUGGUGGUUCCAAUAAUGCCUGUACCGAUGCGGAGAACACUUUGUUUUAUUUUGAAGUGGAUGAAAAACAUUUAGACAGCAGCAUGGAUUGUUUUGCGGCACAAUUGAAAGAACCUUUGCUUAAAGAAGAUUCCAUGACUAGAGAGCGACAGGCCGUGGAAUCUGAGUUUCAAUUGGUUUUAAAUAAUAGUAUGAUCAGAUGUAAACAAUUCAUACAAAGUUUGGCAAAUGAAAAUUAUCCACAUAAAAAUUUUAUUUGGGGCAAUAUGAAAUCCCUCAAAGAGGAAAGUGAUGCAGAGUUACAUAGAAAUCUUCAUGAAUUUUAUAAAAGACAUUAUAGCAGUCAUCGUAUGUAUGCCUGCAUACAAUCCUGUUUACCUCUAGAGAAAUUGGAAGAAUUGGCUGUUAAACAUUUUGCUGAUAUAAACAACAAUGAAUUGCCUGGUUUGGAUUUUGAACAAUAUAAUUAUAAAACAGCCUUUAGGCCGGAAUUCUUCAAAGAAGUAUUCUUUGUUAAGCCAGUGCAAAAUAUGUGUCAAUUGAAUUUGACUUGGGUUUUGCCACCCACUUUAAAAAUGUAUAAAUGCAAACCCGAGGAAUUUCUUUCACAUUUUCUCGGUUAUGAGGGCGAGGGCAGUUUGUGUGCUUAUCUAAGGAAAAGACUUUGGGCUUUAGAGGUGAAUGCUGGUCCUGAAACUAAUUCCAUAUUUACUUUAUUUUAUUUGAACAUUACAUUAACCGAGUUGGGCCUUAAAAAUUUGGAUGAGGUGCUGCUAGCUACUUUUAGCUACAUAAAAAUGUUUUAUAAGGCCAGCCACUUGAAAGAAUAUUACGAAGAACUUUCUUUUAUUAACAACAGCAAAUUUCACUAUUCUACGGAAUCAACUCCCGGUGAAAAUGUUACUUAUUUGAUAAAAUGUUGUAAAUAUUAUCCUUCAAAAGAUAUUUUAACUGGCUCCGAACUAUACUAUCAAUUUAAUGAAGAACAAGUGCAACUUAUAAUUGAUCACUUAAAUGAAUUCAAAUUUAAUAUAACAUUGAUGUCAUAUCAAAACUAUGAGAAUGUGGUGUAUGAUAAAAAAGAAAAAUGGUUUGGUACUGAGUACACCUCUAAGAAAAUACCCCAAAAAUGGUUUAAUAUGUGGCAGAGUAAUGGGCAAAUUUCAGAACUUCAUUUACCUAAAGCUAAUUUAUUUGUGGCCCAAGAUUUUCGUAUUUUCUGGCUUGAAAAUGGUAAACAGCAAUUGUACGACAUACCCGAGAAGCUAAUCCAAACAGAAUUAUGUGAAUUGUGGUUUAGACAAGAUGAUAAAUUUCUUUUACCUUAUGCCCAUAUGAACUUUCAUAUGAUGUCGUCGAUGCUAAGGCAAAGCGCUAGAAACACUAUUAUUGGGUCAUUGUAUCUGGACUUGGUGCAGUUUUAUUUGCAGGAAAAAUUGUAUCCAGCCAAAGUAGCUGGAAUAAGAUAUGAGAUGUUUUGUGGUGAAAAAGGUGUAAUUUUAGUGGUGAAUGGCUUUAAUGAAAAACUUCAUUUGGUGGUGGAAAUAAUAAUAAAAGCUUUGAUCUCCACUAAAGAUAUCUUAGAUGAAAAACAAUUGGAAAUAUUUAAAAAACAACUACAGAAAGAUUUUUAUAAUAGUCUUAUCCGACCUGAAGUAGUUAAUACCAACCUGCAUUCUUUUGUGUUAAAAGAAAACUAUUGGCUGUUGAAUGAAAAGUAUAAAUUUAUUAAUGAUAUAAGUUUAGAAGAUAUACAAACAUUUGGUAAAGAAUUCACUCAAGAAAUGUAUGUACAAGCCUUGAUACAAGGAAAUUUAGAGCAGAAAUCAGCUUUAAAGAUAAUGGACACAGUGAUGGAGCAAUUAAAUUGUGGUGAGAUAAAAGAGAGAUCUUUAAUGGAUGAUAGAGGUAUAGAAAUACCCUUGGGUUCUCACAAAAUUUUGUGUCGUAAUUUAAAUCCCAAAGAUUGCAAUACAAUAGUAGCAAAUUACUAUCAAAUAGGACCACGUUCUUUGCGCAAUGAAUGUAUUUUAGAUUUACUUAUGAUGAUACUAGAAGCUCCUCUUUAUAAUGUCUUACGUACCCAGCAACAAUUGGGCUAUUCAGUCAGUUGUUUCACACACAUCCAUCAUGGCAUUAUGGGUUUCUAUAUAUAUGUUUCAUCUCAAGAAACAAAACAUCCAUGUUCAUAUGUUGAAGAACGCAUUGAAGCUUCUCGUCGGGAUAUACAAGAUCUUCUGGAGAAAUUUUCUUUAGAAGAUUUUGAAAAUUUUAAAAAUUCCUUCAUAAAACUAAAAGAAAUUAAAGAUGUAACUUUAUAUGAAGAGGUAGAGCGUAAUUGGGAAGAAAUUAUCACCGAAGAUUAUUACUUUCAACGAAAAUCUAAAUCCAUAGAAAUAUUGCGCACUUUGGAAAAGCAUGAUAUUGUAGAUUAUUGGCUUACCAAUGAGAAGAAAAACAUGCGUAAGCUAUCAGUACAAGUGAUAGGUGUUAAUAAAACACCUGAAGAAUGUGAAGUAAUAGUAGAAGAAGAAGAUGUUAAAAAAGAAAUAAAUUUGGAAUUUCUAGAAUCCGAUACAGAUGGACCAUCAAUUGUUAAUGUCGCAGAAUUCAAAGAUCAAUUAAAUGUUUAUCCUGUAGUUAAAACAAAGGUAAUUUAAAAAGUACAUAUAAUUAAAACAUUUUAAUGGUAUACAACAAAAGGAUUUUAAUAAUAAAAAACAACAAAAACGUUUAAAUUGUUCUACCAAUUUCACAAUAUUUAUAAAAAAAAUAAUCAACGUUUUACAGGAAUUAGUUUUUUUAUCUUUCUUCCUUAACUUUACCUUUUUUAUACUUUCAAGUUUAAAAAGCAUUUAAUUACACCAUUACAUCGAUUUUUUAUCAUUCUUAUCAUAAACUACUACUUACACUCCAAAAAUAUAAUUAAAAAUCGACAUACAAAUUAAUAGUUGUUAAACAUAAAGAUAAAAAUGUUUUUUUUUUUGUUUAUUUUUUUUUUAAAGAAAUACCGGUGGCUUGUUAAAUAAUAUGUUCAAAUAUAUUUGCUAAAGAUAACGAACAUUUUUAAAAUUUAUUUAUUUAAUACAACAAAUAAAUAACGAAAAAAAUUAAUAAUUAA
This is a messenger RNA of Lucilia cuprina (Australian sheep blowfly), 3312 nucleotides long. RefSeq names its product nardilysin-like. The transcript is spliced from 6 exons. Lineage: Eukaryota; Metazoa; Arthropoda; Insecta; Diptera; Calliphoridae. Gene Ontology annotation, biological process: proteolysis. Gene Ontology annotation, molecular function: metal ion binding; metalloendopeptidase activity. Bases 62 to 2851 code for a protein of 929 amino acids. The record is from RefSeq and is a predicted model, not a curated record.